Molecule: messenger RNA, 1007 nt
Organism: Stereum hirsutum FP-91666 SS1
Lineage: Eukaryota; Fungi; Basidiomycota; Agaricomycetes; Russulales; Stereaceae
Exons: 6
Coding region: 126-1007 (293 amino acids)
Source: RefSeq, a predicted model, not a curated record
GACGGCCUUUCCCUGGUAGCUGAAAUCGUUUCACCAGGCUUGAUUAUACUUUCAGCACUGGAUACGCCACCUACACUUUAUCUCACGUUUGCUUUAGAUGAAAAGCGCUCCCUCCACGGACCAAGAUGCUCGCAGAAGGACCGUCUCCGUCUCCGAAGUAUCUCAAAUGGCAACGAAUUGCAAGGAAUAACCCUCGGCGUGUCAUUGCUCUGAUUAUGCACGAAAAUCCGAAUCAGUGGGGAGAUGAUCUCGUAGCAAACCUUGAUUCAGCUCUUGACGUUGUCUUUGAUCUUACGAUGCGAUGGGACUCCGUGUGGGAAGGUCUAGUAAACGAAGGCAUCGUGAAGGCAUUGUGUUAUACUACACGAGAGCUCGUACUUCUGCUGUCAGAAGAGGAGAGGCGUGCGGGACCAGAGUCGAACAAACAUGCGUCGUGGUACACUGGACUCACAACGCUGAGAUCUGCGGUUGCGAACCAUAAAUUGGGCAAUCCUGCGAGUCCUGCCCGACAAAGAUUCAUGAUAGAUAUGAAAGAAUAUUGGAGUGAGAUUAUGUUAGUGCUGUGGCUCAAGCCUCAGUACAGUUUGAAGCCUGGGUGGUGUCAUGUCGACGAACGAUAUAUUACCGGAGCGCUCCUCAUAUUCAUGCUUUCCAUGGACCCAUCUAUCCUUGACGUUAUCGAUUCCCCUAACGACAUUACGGUUGCGGUAUUGACGCGCAUGUGGCUACACUCAACCGAGACUAGGGACUUCAUAGGGUGCUUGACCCCAUUGUUAACGGUGUUCUGGCCCCAAGCUCAGGUUAUCCCAGGUGUAGUUGAAGCUUGUCAAGAAUACAGAGAGAUACGCCCCGUCCCACAACACAUCAUCGCCUCGUUCACCCGUGGCUUUCCGGACGGUUCCGCACGAAAGUUUGUUCGAGCACUCGAGAAACGUCUGCCGACAAUGGAAAUUGCAGAUCUUUCCGAAGUCAACAGAGCCCUGGCAUAUCUCUUCCGAGCGGCAUAG